UACAUUUUAAAAUAUUGCUUGUACACACUAGUAUGAACCCAAUUUUGAAGAAACCAUCGUUUUUCGGUUACCCACUUCAAGCUUCGAGGUAAAUUCGAAACUUUAACGAAUUCGUAACUAUUGUUGAUGAAAUUGAGAUGUGGCUAUCAUUGAUUUACCUGUAAGUAACACAAAAAUAUACUUUUUUUUUUGUUGAUGACAAUUCUGAGGUUGAAUCAUUAUCUAUUGGGAAAAGCAUUAGCCUCCCAUUUUUGUGUUAACAAUUUGUCAUGUAUUGCUUUGAAUCUUUAUUCUGUUUCGGGUUCUUAUUCAACAACUAGUUUUGAAGCUCAAAAUAAGGGUAAAUUCAAUGACAAUUUCAACGAAGGUUUUGGGAAAGUGGGUUAUGGGUUUUCUGGUGAAUUAGGUUUUGCUGCAAGUGUAAAUGAUAAUGUAGAAGAAGAAGAAGAAGAUGAAGAUGAUGAUGAAGUGGGAGGUGAAGGUGAAGAAAAAGAAAGUAGUGAUAUUGAUGAGAGUCUUGAGUUUAUUAGUUCAUUUCAUGGUAAUGAUAAUAAGAACAAACAGAGAGAAAAUAUUGCAAGAUUUGAGAUUGAUGAGAGUGAAUUUAGACAUCCAUUGGUUAGGGAAGUUUGUAGGUUAAUUACACUUAGGUCAACUUGGAACCCUAAAUUUGAAGGAAAUUUGAGGCAUUUAUUAAGGAGUCUUAAACCUCGACUUGUUUGUGCUGUUUUGCGGUCUCAAGAUGAUGAAAGGGUUGCUUUGAAUUUUUUUUACUGGGCGGAUCAACAAUGGCGUUAUAGACAUGACACUAUUGUAUACUAUACAAUGCUAGAUAUUCUUAGCAAGACUAAGUUGUGUCAAGGUGCAAGGAGGGUACUUCGGCUUAUGAGGCGCCGAGGAAUUGAAUGUUCGCCUGAGGCUUUUGGUUAUGUGAUGGUGUCUUACAGCCGUGCAGGGAAGUUGAGAAAUGCUUUGCGAGUUCUGACCUUGAUGCAGAAAGCUGGAGUUGAACCUGAUUUGUCUAUAUGUAACACUGCUAUCUAUGUUUUGGUGAAGGGUACUAAAUUGAAAAAGGCGUUGAGAUUCUUGGAACGAAUGCAGGUGGUUGGAAUUGAACCCGAUGCUGUCACUUAUAACUGCUUGAUCAAAGGUUACUGUGAUUUACAUCGGAUCGAUGAUGCAUUGGAGCUUAUUGCAGAAAUGCCAGCUAAGGGGUGUCCUCCAGAUAAAGUUAGUUACUAUACUGUGAUGGCUCACCUCUGUAAGGAUAGAAAAGUUGAAGAAGUGAAGCGUUUAUUGGAGAGUAUGGUUCAGAAUAGUAAUUUAAUACCGGAUCAGGUUACAUAUAAUACAAUAAUCCACACACUUUCUAAGCAUGGACACGCAGAUGAUGCUCUUGCUUUCUUAAGGGUAGCAGAAGACAAGGGUUUCCACAUUGAUAAGGUUGGGUAUAGUGCAGUAGUCGACUCGUUCUGUAAAAAGAGGAGGAUAGACAAAGCAAAGAGUUUAGUGAUUGAUAUGUACUCAAAAGGCUGUAAUCCUGAUGUAGUGACAUAUACUGCUAUUAUCGAUGGAUUUUGUCGCAUAGGGAAAAUAGAUGAGGCGAAAAAGAUGCUGCAGCAGAUGUACAAACACGGGUGCAAACCAAAUACUGUAACAUAUACAGCAUUGUUGAAUGGCCUCUGUCACAAUGGAAAAUCAUUAGAGGCUAGGGAUUUGAUAAAUGUAAGUGAGGAGCAUUGGUGGACCCCAAAUGCCAUCACUUAUAGCGCUGUGAUGCAUGGACUCCGUAGGGAGGGAAAAUUGUCCGAGGCAUGUGAUUUGAUAAGGGAAAUGAUUGAAAAAGGUUUUCUCCCAAACCCAGUCGAAAUUAACCUGCUAAUACAAUCACUCUGUCGAAAUCAGAAUGUAGUAGAAGCUAAAAAAUACUUAGAGGAAUGUCUGCAUAAGGGCUGUGCCGUAAAUGUUGUAAACUUUACUACUGUAAUUUAUGGUUUCUGUCAGAUUGGUGACUUAGAUGCAGCUCUAUCAGUGCUAGAUGACAUGUAUUUGAGCAAUAAACAUCCUGAUGCUAUCACAUACACAACAUUGUUUGACGCAUUGGGGAAGAUAGGUAGGUUAGAUGAGGCUGCUGAGUUAAUAGUGAAGAUGCUCGGCAAGGGUCUGGACCCUACUCCAGUAACUUACAGGUCAGUCAUCCACCGUUUUUGUCAAUGGGGAAGAGUAGACGAUAUGAUGAAAUUAUUGGAAAAAAUGCUUGCUAGGAAGCCAUUUAAAACAGUAUACAAUCAAGUUAUUGAGAAGCUUUGUGAUUUCGGGAACCUUGAAGAGGCUGAGGAACUACUAGGGAAGGUUUUGAGAACAGCAUCAAAACUUGAUGCUAAAACAUGCCAUGUUCUAAUGGAAAGCUAUUUGACUAAAGGGAUGGCUAUAUCAGCAUAUAAAGUGGCUUGUCAAAUGUUUAGACGAAAUUUGAUACCUGAUUUAAAGUUGUGCGAGAAAGUGAGCAAGAAACUGGUGUUAGAUGGUAUGUCAGUGGAGGCUGAUAUCCUUAUGUUAAGAUUUGUUGAGCGUGGAUUACAACAAAAUGAGAUGCAUCUGUGAAGUUGGAUGCUAUUGUAAAACUUGAAUGUUAUAGCAAUGGUUCUAUUUUCAAUUCUAUU
Molecule: messenger RNA, 2663 nt
Organism: Trifolium pratense (red clover)
Lineage: Eukaryota; Viridiplantae; Streptophyta; Magnoliopsida; Fabales; Fabaceae
Product: pentatricopeptide repeat-containing protein At3g04760, chloroplastic
Exons: 1
Coding region: 196-2604 (802 amino acids)
Molecular function (GO): protein binding
Source: RefSeq, a predicted model, not a curated record